Molecule: messenger RNA, 1884 nt
Organism: Prorocentrum cordatum
Lineage: Eukaryota; Dinophyceae; Prorocentrales; Prorocentraceae
Source: the annotation of a GenBank genome assembly
GGGGUACCCCACAUGGGUGCGCGGGGAUUCCUCUACACUCCUUCGCUCGUAGGACGCCUGCCUCACUGCGUUCCGUAGCCGUUUUGGCUCAAGCCUCCCAGGCUCUUUUUUCCUUUCUAGUCGUCUGGCCUCCUUCUCAGGCUGCCUCAACAUGGCGUACUACCGCUCGGGGGGCGCCUUGGGCAGCUCGGGGAUGGGCUACGGCGCCGGGUAUGGGGCAGGCUAUGCCGGCGGCCUGCACGGCGCUGGCGCGUACGGCGGCGGGGCGGACUGCGGAACCGCCUGCUGCGCCGGGGCGACCGCCGCCAUGGGCUGCGGUCCCGCCUGCGGCGCGGGGUGCGCCGAGGCGACGGGCUGCGGCAGCGGCGUGGGCGGCGGCAGCGGCUGCGGCACGGGCGCGGGAGGCAGCACGAUCCUGAGCUACGUGGGCCCGGGGGGCGACUACGUGCAGGAGACGACGUACAGAUAUGUGGGCGCGGGCGCGGGCGAGUUCGGGGUGCUCCGCAUUCCUGGCCGCGGCCCCAACUGCUGCCUGUUCCUCCUCAUCCCGGGGCUGCUGUCCCUGCUGCUGCUCCCGCUGCUCCUCUACUCGCUCGCCCCGGGGAGCACCACCACGACCACGACGACGACCACCACGCCGUUCAUUCCGACAACCACGGCGCCACCCGAGAUAACGUUCACCACGACCAAGAAGACGACGACGCGGGCGCCGCCGCCUCCGCCGCCGCCUCCGCCGCCCCCGCCACCCCCGCCGCCGCCUCCGCCCCCGCCCCCUCCGCCGCCGCCCACGACCACCGAGAAAAAGAUCAACUGCGGCGAAGGUGCCCCGGAGUCGUGGGACCAGGCGAAGAAGGUGCAGUGCUGCCUCAUGGAGAACAAGGGGUGCCCGACCACGUCCACGUCGCCCUGCCCCAUCGACUGCAACGCAGGAUACAACGACCUCGACCCGCUGCAGUGGGUGCGCGGCUGGUCCGGCGAGAAGAAGCUGUACUGCUGCAAGACCGCCCAGAGGGGGUGCCCCUCGGAGCUGCCGCCCCCCUCGGGCCUGCCGCCCUCGGGCGAGCCUCCCGCCCCGGACACCAACAAGUACGACUGCGACGCCGGGUACCACCACUGCAUGCACUGCCUGGAGCUGUCGUGGUCCCCCCAGAAGAUCAAGUACUGCUGCACCAACUUCCACAAGGGCUGCAAGGGCGAGGAGCCAGAGUAGAGUGAGCUUCGGGAGUGGUCCGCGCCGGGCGGCCAGGCGAUGUAGCAAGGAGGCUGAUCAUGGGAACCUCUGUGUAGCGCUCGCAGGUUUACAGGCAUCAGUUCUGUCCCUGCCUGCUCCGCCCCCAUCUUUUUGUGCGACAGCGCGGCAAGGCAAAGCUACGAGCGCGCGCUGCGCACCCUGGACAUGGUGCCCGAGGGAACGGCGGUUACGUUUUUCGGAUCUUCGCGAUGCCCGCAAAGAGACGCGUGCAUGCGCGCAGGGAGUAUCGAGCGUGGGUCAGGCGCGCUUGCUUUCGGCGCAGGCGUCUGGUGCGCCUGCACCUGGCGCGUGUUUCCGCCCGUGUCGGCGCCCAAGGCGGGUAUCCAACACGCGGCUGGCGGAUUCGGCACCUGCUUCAGAAGCACGUGCCCCAGGGUGGUCUCCCGACAUGAGUCUGGCACGCGUGCCUUUUGACACCCGUGUUCACAUGCGCAGGCGCCGAGGAGAGAGAUGAUCGCACAGGCGUACGGCAUGCGCUUUGACGCGUAACUUGCUCGCACGCUCGUGGUACCCAACAUGCGGAUGGCACGCGAGAGGCCAGGGCUCUCGCGUCUCGGGCGGCCAGUGGACGCCGAUCACUGGUUGUUUCUGUCCUGCGAGAGAGCUCUGGCCGCAGACGCCACAGAGCAAAA